AUGAGCGGCAAGAUAUCGCUCGCUCUCAACGGGCGCAACAAGCCCAUCAACGGCGUGAAGCGCUCUCACGCCGCUCUCCAAGAGGAGGAAGACGAAGACAACGAAUAUGGCCGCUCGGAAACCGUGUCGCAUUUCGACAAGAAAGCCGGAGGCGCGAUCGACGAGAAACGGAAAGAAGACCAAGGGCCCCUGGUUAUUGCGAAGCAGGCGAAUCGCGAUUGGAGAGAGGCUGCCAACAAGAGGAGAAGGCAGAAGAGUGGACUGCCAGAUGGCGCAAACGGAGAUGUGGAUGCGGACCAGAGAAUGAAGGCUGUGGAAGCAGCUGAUGUGGCGAAGAAGCCUGGAUUUGGCCUGAAUCUGUUCAAGAAGGGAGAGGAAGAUGGAGGAGAGGAAGCAAGCAGGGCAGAGGAGGUGCCCGAGAGUGAGCAGCCGGAGCCAGCAGCGCAAGAACCUCCAGCUCGCCGGAAAACGGAAGACGAACUGGCUAUGGACGCCCUCUUGGGAAGAACCACACAGGACAAAAGCCUGACAAUCGUGACCGAGGAAGAUGCUUUUCGGAACGACUAUGAGGGUGCUCCGGACAUGUCCACACUGGACGACUACGCCCGCGUCCCCGUGGAACAAUUUGGCGCCGCUCUUUUGCGCGGUAUGGGCUGGAAAGAAGGCGAAGGGAUAGGUUCUCAGAAAGGCAAAAGGCUCCCGAAAGACGACAAUAAACUCCCCGAACGGCGCGCAAAUCUGCUCGGAAUCGGCGCGAAAGAGGACGCUGCUUUGGCGGCAGAAAUGGGCGCUUGGGGCAAAGGCGGGAGAGGAAAAGAAGUGAAGAUUUACAACCCGGUCUUGGUCAAGGACAAGAAGACGGGGAAGAUGUAUACCGAGGAUGAACUGCAGCAGAAGAAAGAAAGGGAUGAGAGGGAGAGGUAUGAGGCUGAAUUCGAGAAGAAGGAGAGGAGGCGGGAGAAGGAGAGUCGCCGGGAUGACGGGCAUGAUCGUGAUCGUAGACGAGACAUGGAUCGAAGGAAGAGGGAAGACGAGGAGAGUGAGGAGGAGUACCAUCGUCGGAAAGAAAAGGAGCGACGGCGAAGAGAUCGGGAUAGGGAUGAUGAUUAUGAUCGUGAGCGUUCGAGACGGCAUCGAGAACGCGACAGCGACCGCCACCAUCGCGAUAGCGAUAGAGACCGAGAACGGGAUCGACGGCGGGACCGUGAUCGCGACGGUAGAGACCGAAGGCGCUGA
This is a messenger RNA of Lecanosticta acicola, 1236 nucleotides long. Lineage: Eukaryota; Fungi; Ascomycota; Dothideomycetes; Mycosphaerellales; Mycosphaerellaceae. The record is from the annotation of a GenBank genome assembly.